Messenger RNA from Amphiprion ocellaris (clown anemonefish), 1699 nucleotides. RefSeq names its product claudin k (gene cldnk). The coding region runs from base 795 to 1442 and encodes 215 amino acids. Gene Ontology annotation, biological process: bicellular tight junction assembly; cell adhesion. Gene Ontology annotation, molecular function: structural molecule activity. Lineage: Eukaryota; Metazoa; Chordata; Actinopteri; Pomacentridae. The record is from RefSeq and is a predicted model, not a curated record. The transcript has 2 exons. Gene Ontology annotation, cellular component: plasma membrane; bicellular tight junction.
CUGUCAGAACUGUAAACAAGAGGGUGCAUAAGGACUGACUCUUACACUCGAAAACUUCAAUGAAACCCAUAAACAGACUGAAAAGAAAAAAGCAGGACAGUAGAAGAGAGAAGGCUCUCAUAAACGAACAAGUGAAUCAAAGUCGAAUAAGAGGAGGAAAAGGGGAUUGCUGAGUUGGAUGGAUGUGUGGGGCUGCAGGGUUGGGACAGAGGUUGACGAGGAGCGGGGAGGGAGGGCACAGCCGAACAGCAGGGCAUUGUGCCCGAACACCAGGCACUGGGAGAUACACUCAAACACAUUCACACAUUCACACACUGACACAGUCGUGCACACAAGCGCAUGCUUCUGCCCACUGCCACUCAGACUCACGCUGGCAUCUCGGAGGGCAGCCCCAUCUCCAGUCCAGUGCUGGGUGUCCAAACUGAUCACCCCUCUCUGCUGCAGUUCGCCCGACCUCUGAGAUAGAGCCUCCUCUGCCCUCUGGCCUUUUCUUUUGACUGAACUGAAUUCUCAGGGCUCACAACUUCAGGUCUCCAAACAAGAAAAGGACCGAAUCACAAAAAUUAACCUGUGGAUCAUCUCCAAGGAGGAGCAUACUUCAUUUGAGGAUACCCGUUCUUGUCUUACCCAAGCUGACCUCAUCGACAUCACAGACAAAGGAUCAAGGGGUGAACCACAACAUUUCUAGUACCAUAGACGGUCACAUCUCUUUGUGGGACUACACAUUGGCCCUGUGCAGCAGAGACUGAUAUAAAACAAAGACAAAUCCAUCUGAUUCAAACAACACCUUCGCCAUGGCAACCACAGGCAUGCAGUUGCUGGGCCUGAUCAUGUCCAUUGUGGGCUGGGUAGGUGGGUUAGUAGUCUGUGCCAUCCCCCUGUGGCGAGUCACUGCCUUCAUCGGUAACAACAUAGUGACAGCUCAGAUCAUUUGGGAAGGCCUUUGGAUGAAUUGCAUAGUGCAGAGCACAGGUCAGAUCCAGUGUAAGGUGUAUGAUAGCUUGCUGGCUCUGCCCAGUGACAUGCAGGCUGCCCGCGGCCUCACAGUGUUCUCCAUCCUGCUCUGUGGCCUGGCUCUGGCUCUGGGGGUCUUAGGAGUCAAGUGCACUAAAUGCAUCGGUGUAAACAGUGUCAAGGCCCGCAUUGCUCGCAUUUCUGGCGCCCUUUUUGCCAUCGCAGGGUUCCUUUACCUUGUGCCCGUCUGCUGGACUGCCCACUCCAUCAUCAAGGAUUUUUAUGAUCCACAUGUGGCAGCUCCUCACAAGCGUGAGCUUGGCCCUGCCCUUUACAUCGGCUGGGGUGCAGCAGCCCUGCUCCUCAUUGGGGGAUCUCUGCUCUAUGCGGGGUCAAGUCCCCCUGGCAUCCCAGGUUCUCCCACCUUCAGCAGUGGAGAAAGUAGUCCUCGCAGGGCACCUGCCACACAAGUCAAAGGUUAUGUCUAAGUCCUAAAAUGUCUGAAAGAAUUCCACAAAUCCACCCCAAAUGAUGACAAACCCGUUUUUCCUCUUAUUGAAUUUGCUCCUUUGUAAUUAUUUUAUAUUUAAUGUUACUCCAGUUUGCUUUUUUUUUUCUUUUGAAAAGCCACAUGAGACUGUUUAGGGAAAAUUGAACUCAUUAUAAUAUUUCAUACCUGAUAUCCUUCAAUAACCCUUUUCUCUGUUUGCCAGUAAAAUACAAUAAAAGUUGUAUCGUCUACUGA